Messenger RNA from Trichoderma gamsii, 636 nucleotides. RefSeq lists its product as hypothetical. NCBI's taxonomy places the organism in Eukaryota, Fungi, Ascomycota, Sordariomycetes, Hypocreales, Hypocreaceae. The transcript has a single exon. The record is from RefSeq and is a predicted model, not a curated record. The coding region runs from base 1 to 636 and encodes 211 amino acids.
AUGGGAGGCUCCAGCACGCUGCAAAGCUUGACCCCAAAGAACAUCUACAUCAUCGGCGCUCAAUGCACCGGCAAAACUUCACUCGUCAACGCCUUAGAAAAUGCCUUUCGAGAGUCACCCAGCACCACACCUCCUGCUAUUGUGAAAGAGGUCGCGCGCUCAGUGCUAAAAAUUCAUGGAUUCACAGCCCAGGACAUCACAUCGGAUCCUGGCAGAUGCCUGCAGCUACAGACGCUCAUAUUGGAAGCCCAGUUCAAUACCGAGCGAGAGGCUCUAACCAAGCAUGACUGGAUCAUAUCGGAUCGUUCCGGACUGGAUCCCAUCAUAUAUGCGUCGCGUCAUAUUGGAAGCGAAGCCGUGGAACUCAUGGCUUCAUCCAAUUACUGGAAAGAGCUGAUAGAUCGAAUGUCCCAAUCCCUCGUAUUUGUAUGCGAAACGGUGGAGGCUUGGCUUGUAAGUGAUGGAGUAAGGCUUAUGCCGAGAGACCUUCAGGAUUGGAGCGAAUACGAUGACGAAUUCUGCCGUAUGCUGGCCGGUGCGGGGAUACAAUAUCAGAUGAUUCCACGGUCGAUGCAGAAUCUCGAGGAAAGGGUCGCCUAUGUAUGUUCAGAGUGGAAGAAGGUGUAUACUCCAUGA